This is a messenger RNA of Dictyostelium discoideum AX4, 2067 nucleotides long. RefSeq names its product SART-1 family protein. Gene Ontology annotation, cellular component: nucleus; U4/U6 x U5 tri-snRNP complex. NCBI's taxonomy places the organism in Eukaryota, Evosea, Eumycetozoa, Dictyosteliales, Dictyosteliaceae. The coding region runs from base 1 to 2067 and encodes 688 amino acids. Gene Ontology annotation, biological process: mRNA splicing, via spliceosome. The record is from RefSeq and is a predicted model, not a curated record. The transcript has 2 exons.
AUGAGUGAAACAACACCAACAAAUGUUAUUACAAGUUUAUCAAUUGAAGAAACGAAUAGGAUCAGAAUUUCAUUAGGUUUAAAACCAUUAAAAGAAGAGUCAAAAGAAGUAAAACCACAAACAACAACAAAUAAUAAUAAUAAUAAUAAUAAUACAAAUAGUGAUACUUUAGAAGUAUUGGAUACAAUUAAUAGAUUAAAAAAAAAAAGAGAAUUAAAUUCAAAAUUAGCAGGUAAAUCUAUAGCUGAACAAUUAUUAGAAGGUGAAAAUGAAGAUGAAGAUGAUGAUAUAUCAAGUUGGAUAAAUAAAUCAAGACUAAAUGAAAAACAAAAACAAAUUGAAAGAAAGAAAGAAUUAUUAAAUAAAAAACAACAAAAACAACAACAACAUUAUAAUCAAAGUAAUUUAAAGGGUAUGAAAGUUGGUAAUGAUAUUAAAUAUUUUGAAGAUGAAAAUGAACAUAUUUUAACUUUACAAGAUUCAAGUGUAUUAGAAGAUUCUGAGGAUGUAUUGAUAAAUGUUAAUUUAACAGAGAAAGAAAAAAGAGAGAAACAAUUACAAUCAAAUAAAAAGAAAUCAAAAUUUGAUAGAUAUGAUGAUUUUGGUGAACAUAAAGGUGGAAUUUUAAGUGACUAUAGUGAUGAUGAUGGUGAUGUUGUUGAUAAUGGUUUCAUUUUAGGUAAUGAUGGUAAAUUCGAUAAAGAUUCAUCAUCCAUAGGUCAAAAUGGACUAUCAUUAAAAGAUCAAGCUAAAAAGAAUUUAGAAUCUUAUAAUAUGGAAGAUAAUACAACUACAAGUAUAUUAUCCUCAUUCUAUACUCAAGAAGAGAUGGAAAGAUUUAAAAAGAAUCGUCAAUCAUCAUCAACAACAACAAAGACUGGUAGUUCAACAGCAGCAACAGCAACAAAAGGAGAUAAAAAUAAGAAAAAGAAAUUAAGAAAGAAAUCAGCAACAAGAGAUUUACUUAAUGAAUUGGAUGCUACUACAAGUAGUGAUUUAGGUUCAAGAAGUUCAAAAUCAGUCAUCACUGAAAAGGAGAAAAAAGAAAUUGAAGAACAAAGCAAAAGAGAAGAAAAUUAUCAAAGAGCAAAAGAUAAAGCAAAUGAAAUUUCAAAACAAACUUUUAGUUCAGAUUAUUAUGAAGAAGCUGAAGAUGAAGAUUUUUAUAAAAGUUUAGCAACCGCCAAAAAAGCACCAAUCUUUCAAAAAGAGAAAAGUAUAGUUGAUAAAAUUGUAAAUAAUAAAAAGAAACAAGAUGAAUCAUUAGAUCAUCAAAAUAGUACUACUAAUAAUUUAGAAGAAAUUACAAUUAAUCCAACUUCUGAAUUUGUAAGAUCUUUAAAUCCUGAAGGUUUAAUUUCAAAUUAUAGAUUAACAACAACAACAACAACAACUACAACAAAUAAUAAUAAAAUUGAUGAUAAUACAGUAACUUCAUUAUCAAAUGAAAAUAAUAAUAAUAAUAAUGAUAGUGAUGAUAAUAAUAAUAAUAGUAAUAAUAAUAAUAAAGAUGAAGAAAUGAAAAAUAUUGACGAUGGCGAUGAUGAUGAUGACGAAAAUGAAGAAGAUGAAGAUUAUAAUAAAUAUAAAGAAAAAGAAAAGAAAUAUAAUAAUUUAUCAGCAAUAUUACCAGAGGAACCAUUAGUAUCAGGUAGUGUUUCAGCAGCAUUAAGAUUAUUUGCACAAAAAGGUGAUUUACAACCAAAUCCAGUUACAAACAAUAGGAAAAGAGGUAUUAAUUAUGAUAAUGAUGAAUCUACUGUAAUUGAACAUAAAGAUGAAUUUGGUAGAGUUAUGAGUAGAAAAGAAGCAUUUGUAAAGAUGUCUCAAGUAUUUCAUGGUAAAAAAUCUGGUAAAAAUAAAAUGGAGAAAAGAAAAAGACUCUAUGAGGAGGAAUUAAAGAAAAUGAAAAUGGAUUCAAACGAUACUCCAUUAGGUAUGGUUAAAUCAUUCCAAUCCUAUCAAGAGAAAACAAAUUCACCAUAUUUAGUUUUAUCAGGUGGUGGUGGUGCUGCAAAUAUUUUAAAACAAAAUAUUAAUAAUAAUCAAACUACAAAUAAAAAAUAA